Solea senegalensis (Senegalese sole) is the source of this 5316-nucleotide messenger RNA. It is a transcript of the gene slc2a3a, whose product is annotated as solute carrier family 2 member 3a. Bases 428 to 2029 code for a protein of 533 amino acids. The record is from RefSeq and is a predicted model, not a curated record. Gene Ontology annotation, molecular function: hexose transmembrane transporter activity. Gene Ontology annotation, cellular component: apical plasma membrane; basolateral plasma membrane. NCBI's taxonomy places the organism in Eukaryota, Metazoa, Chordata, Actinopteri, Pleuronectiformes, Soleidae. The transcript has 11 exons. Gene Ontology annotation, biological process: monosaccharide transmembrane transport; response to insulin.
AGGGGGGCGGAGCCACGACGCGUCAUGGCAUCCCAGCAUCCCACUUCUUCAUAGGCUGAUGGAGAAGAAGAAGAAGAAGAUGAAGAUAAGAGCGUGAAGAGGAGGGAGCGCAUCUGUGAGAGACAGACACGAGAUCGCACAGACAGACAGGAGACAGAGACAGACAAACACGAGCACAGAGAGAGAGAGAGAGAGAGAGACGCGAGGACACGGAGACACACACGGAUCUCAUCACCGAACAGACCAGAGUAGACUCGGGUUCUGGUCCUGGACCCUGGACCCUGGACUCCGGUGUUUGGUACCACGGACAGCGCCUUGAGGUGUGUUGGUUUUCCGGCAGCUGCCGGCACCGGCGGGCGGAGCCACUGAGCGUGGGUUUCUUUUUGGCCAGCUCCUGAAGAUUUGAGAUUAUCUGUGAUCUGAGAAGAUGGCGGGUCAGGACAAUCAGGUCACAUGUUACCUCCUCUUCUCUUUGGCCACUGCCGUCAUCGGCUCGCUGCAGUUUGGCUACAACACCGGAGUCAUCAACGCUCCCGAGCAGAAACUGCGAUCUUUCUUCAACAACACGUGGAUGGAGCGUUACGGUAAAGCCAUCGAGCCCGGCGUCUGCACCAUCGUCUGGAGCGUCGCCGUCUCCGUGUUCAGCGUCGGCGGCAUGGUGGGCUCCUUCAGCGUGGGUGUCAUGGCCGACCGCUUCGGCAGGCGUCGCUCCAUGAUGCUGGUGAACAUUCUGGCAGUGAUCGGCGGCCUCCUCAUGGGCUUCUCCACCAUCUGCUCCUCGUACGAGAUGAUCAUCGCCGGCCGCCUCGUCAUCGGCCUCUUCUGCGGACUCUUCACCGGCCUCACGCCCAUGUACGUGGGCGAGGUGUCGCCCACUCCCCUCAGGGGAGCGUUUGGAACCCUGCACCAGCUCGGUGUGGUGGUGGGCAUCCUGAUCGCUCAGAUCUUUGGUCUGGAGGCCCUGCUGGGAUCAGAUAAGAUGUGGCCCCUACUGCUGGCCCUCACCGUGGCCCCCGCCGUGCUGCAGUGCAUCCUGCUGCCCUUCUGCCCCGAGAGCCCCCGCUUCCUGCUCAUUAACCUCAAACAGGAGGAGCAGGCGCGCAAAGCUCUGGUGCGUCUGCGCGGCAGCGAGGACGUCAGUAAAGACAUGCAGGAGAUGAAGGAGGAGAGCGCUAAGAUGGCGAUGGAGAAGAAGGUGACCAUCGCCGAGCUGUUCCGCUCUGCGUCGUAUCGUCAGCCGCUCCUCAUCGCCGUCAUGCUGCAGCUCUCACAGCAGCUGUCGGGGAUCAACGCCGUGUUUUACUACUCCACAGGAAUCUUUGCUGACGCUGGUGUGAAGCAGCCCAUCUACGCCACCAUCGGAGCCGGGAUCGUCAACACCAUCUUCACCAUCGUCUCUCUCUUCCUGGUGGAGAAGGCAGGUCGGAGGACUCUGCACCUCCUGGGUCUUGGUGGAAUGGCGGUCAGCGCUCUGCUCAUGACUGUCUCCCUGCUGCUGGUGAGCAUCCCAGCGAUGAGCUACGUGGCGAUCCUGGCCAUCAUGCUGUUCGUGGCCAUGUUUGAACUGGGCCCCGGGCCGAUCCCCUGGUUCAUCGUGGCCGAGCUGUUCUCUCAGGGGCCGCGCCCGGCCGCCAUGGCAGUGGCCGGCUGCUGCAACUGGACGGCCAACUUCCUGGUCGGGAUGAGCUUCCCCAAACUGGUGGAAGUGUGCGGGCCGUGGGUCUUCCUUAUCUUCACCACGUUCCUCAUCCUCUUCUUCAUCUUCACCUUCAUCAAAGUCCCGGAGACGAAGGGUAAGACCUUCGACGAGAUCGCCCGCGGCUUUGGCGGAGGUCCGCCUCCCACCUCCUCAUCCCUCGAGGAUCCUCCCGUGGGCGGUGCCAGCGCUGGCGUGACGCUUCCGGCCUCACCCCUGAAGGAGAAGGUGCCGCUGGUGGAGGCGGCGGCUACAGCCAAAGCCCCGCCUCCCGCGGCCGAAACCACACCCCUGGACGACAAGUUGAACCAGACAAUGCAGGAGAGCGUGUAGCGUUGUCACGAGUGGAAGGAGGUUCUAAACGAAGGGAAAUGAGUUGAGUUGAAAGGUCACGCUGCACUCACACGUCUGUGCGUCAAAAUGAUAAUUCCUUCUUUUACAUCCUCCCGACUGUUAUCGUACAAAACUACCCAUUAACAACCAACGUACACAUUCCUAUGAGCGACCUGGGGUCGACCCACCUCACCACCAGUUGUCUGGGAGGUGAAGCCCGUGGUCAGAGGUCAGUCGUAAACCGGCGUGGGCGUGUCCAGUUCCUCCUGAGUUUAAAGUGCGUGUCGUGUGAGUGGAGUGACGUGUUUUUAUUGUCUUUAAAGUUUUCUGACAGGCGUUAACGUGCAAUAUAAGUGUGUAGCUGUAGUUUUGUCCUGUAAUAUUUCAAUAUUUAAACAUAUUAUAUUUAUCCGUCUCUCUCGUGUCGUAAAGGAAGAAUUUCAGAAGGGAUUUUAUUUUUAAAUUCAUACUCUGCCUUUUUCGCUGCUGAUAAUGAAAUGACAAAAACUCAAGAGGUUUUUUUCCGCGAUGCCAAAGUACUGAACGUUCACUAAAGGUGCAAUGUGUAGAAUUUAGUGAGAAUCCAUCAACAGAGAAUGAUCAAUAAUGAAGAAUUUUAACAGUGUGUCGUGUUGUUUCCCAGAAUGGAAUUCUUGGCACCUGAAGGCCACCGUAGUUUCUCAAAUGCACUGAAUUUUGACGGUUGCAAUAUACAGCUUCACCACUAGAUGCCACUAAAUCCUACACACUGUUCCUUACACACACUUGUAGAACAGAUGUAUUAUUCUGAAACACAGUUAGGUGCUUCGACCAUUUUACGACACAAUUCACAGUGUGUCGUGGUUUUGUCGUCUUUUUUCAGUUAAUGUUUGAGCUGCAAUAUUUAAAAGAAGCAAAUUUAGUUCUUUUUAAGAUUUGCUAAAAACACGCUGUAGCUCAGUAGUUUUAAAUUUAGUAGAUUACAGUAGAUUAAUGUAUAUUUUCCUGUCGAAGAGAAAAUUAUGACGUAAACGUAGUCUUGUUGUGAUUCUUUUUCCAGAUUAGCCCAGAUUAUAUAAACCUUUAAAAACGUAAGUGGAGAGCUUUGCUAUCAGUGAUGUGGUCAAAUCACAUUUCUCCGUUUAGACACGCCUCCUUCAAGCGGCAAAGUUAGCAGUAGAGCCACAGGUGGCCAUGUAGACAUUGGUUAGCAUGUUAGCACUCAAUGUCAAAGCAUCUACUGAAGCACCUGCGUGUACUCGCUGAUAUUAGAGUAAGUAAGAAUUGUUCAAAUGUGCAUCAGUGUCGAAUCUUUAGCCUAAAUAUUAGUGUAGUCAAAUGCUAACGCUGUUUAAACAACAAGCAGAGGUACAGAACUGUGGGCGUGGCUUUAGAUCGUGUCUGUCCACGUUAAACAGCAAAGACAAAUGCUAAACAACAUAGCGUGGCGUUCUUGCUAACUUCCGUAGCUAACUUUACCUUUACCUAAGUUCAGGUAAGCUAGCCGGGAACUUCUUUUGUUUUAAUAUACUAUAUUUUCAAAACAUUUAUUAGUCCCUUAACAUCAUCUGAAGGCUAAGUCUGAGCUAGUAAAAGAGCGCAACAGAAACUAGCAUUCUUCAUACCUUCUAGAGCCGUUUAGCCUAGCUAUGGAUUAGGCUAGGAGGUAAACUAGCCAGGAACUAAUGAGAGGUCAUAAUUGAUAUUGAUAUUGUCCAAACUUAUUUAUUUCUAUAUCUUUAAACGAUGCUUAAUGGCUAAACCUAAGCUAGCAAACCAACAUGUUGAUACAACCGCUGGUAUUCUUGCUGCCUGCUGGGAGCUAUAUUAAGCAGCCUCUUUGCUAAUUUAGGCAGUAAGUCUGAUGUUAACAACACAAGGAUCAUGAUUAGAGGCUAAAGUUAUUGUUUUGUUUCAGAGGUAAACACCGUUAUUAUAACAGGAAGUGAAAAUAUGAAACCGGUUGAUUAUUAAUGUUGCAACUCGAGCUAAUGUUUUUGUAAGCUAGCGACGAUCACAUGUGAAAAGUCAGGAACAAAAACGAAUCAGAAAUUCUACAUUCUCAAUAUUUUCUGAUGGCUAAGUCUACGUUAGUGUUGUUCUUUCAGUGGGUCAGUAGGGGGCGCCCAUAAAACAGAGGUUAAAGUUUGUAAGUUUUGCCUCCAGAGCUGAAAAAUGAGACGAUGAGUUCCAAAGACUGAUUUUAAAAUGAGAAUUAUGAAAUCUGAACGCUCUGUACUUGCCACGUUUGGCGACUUUUGUUCAUCGAUUAGUCUCCGAAAUACGUCACGCGCUCAACGAAAUCUGAAAUCCUGGCCAUAAUGUUUUCCUAGAGGUUUUGCAAACUCAUGAAAAUAAAUAUUCUUCCUUCACACGCCACGAAAACAUGAUUGUGAUUCCACUGUUUUUCUGAAUCAACUCAUCAGGUCUAGAUGUGAUGCUUUGUUAGCUUUCUGUGUGUGUGUGUGUGUGUGUGUGUGGCGCACGCUACCUUUAAUGUUUUAUCCAACGGUGUGUGUGGCGUAUAAAUGUAUGACGCAAAGAAAAUUUUCUAUAUUCUGUCAUGGUUGUGCCAGAUAUUGUAGUUUUUUUAAAAAAGCCUAUAUUUCUCCCAUGCUGCACUUUAAGAACAUAUGUAUUUAUUUAUUUAUUUAUUCAUUUAUUUAUUUCACCGUUUGUAUUAUUUAUGGAAAAGGAUUAGGGUCACUUUAUUUGGAAACAAAACAAAAAAAAAAGAAAAAUUCAGAACGCUGAGAUAAAAGUCAGAAUUUCCUGAUUAAAGUCAGAAUUCUGAAAUUCAAGUCUGAAUUUCCUGAUUAAAGUCAGAAUUCUGAAUUUGAAGAAUUUAUUUAAAUAAAAAUGAAAAACUUUUUCACGUGGCCCCGAUGUUCCUCUGUAAUUAUUUACCUUUCGGCUGCACUGCAAAAAUAUUCAUCCUGACAAAUAAUUGUAAAGGAUUUAUACUGAAGACUAAUAUAUUUAAUACAGAGCAAAGACAGAUGUAUGAUAUAUGUAUAAUAAUACAACAAUAUAUAUAAUAUAUGUAUAAUAUAGAAUAAUAUAUAUAAAAUAUAGAUAAAGAGAGAUGUUAAGAUGAAUAUUUAUUUGAUUCUGGAUGAAGCCAUGGUGGUUUUAUGUAUCGUUGUGUUUGUGGAUGAUGGUUACGUGCUGUGUUUGCACUGAUGAAGACGUCUAGUGUCGUGUUCCGCCUCCUUUAACUCUGUGGCUACGCUAACACACUGCUUCCUCAACCUGACACUUGUAUGGAUUUAAACAAUAAUAAAGAUAAUUAUUGAUUCAUGAGGCAA